This is a messenger RNA of Babesia bovis T2Bo, 3466 nucleotides long. RefSeq names its product RecF/RecN/SMC (structural maintenance of chromosomes) N terminal domain family protein. Gene Ontology annotation, biological process: double-strand break repair via homologous recombination. Gene Ontology annotation, molecular function: damaged DNA binding; single-stranded DNA binding. The record is from RefSeq and is a predicted model, not a curated record. The transcript has 8 exons. Bases 115 to 3402 code for a protein of 1095 amino acids. Gene Ontology annotation, cellular component: Smc5-Smc6 complex; site of double-strand break; nucleus. NCBI's taxonomy places the organism in Eukaryota, Apicomplexa, Aconoidasida, Piroplasmida, Babesiidae.
UAAUUUGCUUAUUAGUACCAUUCAUUAAAACUACCAUGAAUCCUAACGGUGUCUAACAUUCUAUGUCAUCACUUCUUGCAAUUACCUGUCUAGGAUUAUCAUCUAUCUGUCAAAAUGAGUGAUGAUGAGGGAUUCAAUCUUGAAGAUUCCACGGCAUAUGCAAGAACGGCUUCUAGGUUGCCUGCAGAAUUUGAAGGAGUGGCAGGGAAAGUUAUUCGAGUACAACUAGUUAACUUCCUCAAUCAUGAAAACCUAGUUGUCAACUGCUCACCAUAUCUCAAUAUGAUUUUUGGUAUGAAUGGGCAGGGUAAAAGUGCUAUUGUACAGGGUAUGGCACUCUGCUUUGGAGGUUAUGGUCAUUCCGCUGGCCGUGAUACAGCUUUGGCACAUUACAUAAAAGAUUACCAUCUUCGAAGCGGACCCAAUUUCGCAAGAGUAGAGCUAACAAUUGCAAACCAUGGUGAUAACGCCUACAAACCAGAUGUAUACGGCGAUGUCAUCACCAUUACGAGGAAGAUCCAACGUACAAGUUCAGCUUUUUACAUGGGAGGUACAUUGAUUAAGAAGAUGGCUGUACCCAAAAGAGAAUUAAAGGCAUAUUUCCGUCAUAUACAAAUGAAUAUCGGUAGUCCUACAACAUACAUGGACCAGGAAACAAGCAAAUCAUUCUUCUUCCACUCUAAUCCAAGUAGCUUCUAUAAAUACUAUGCCGCUGCUGCAGGAUUAAUAGAAAUGGAAGAAAAUCUAAACACAGAGAAGCAAAACCUAGAGGAUUGUAAAGCAGAGCUGAAAGUCCGAAAACGUGUACUAGUACCGGAUAAAGAGAAAUUGCGUGAUAUUUCAAAACAGAUCAGAUUGUUCGAAGAAAAGGUUAACGAGUGGAAAUCGGCUAAACUAAUGUAUAAGCUUUCGCAAUAUCGAUCGUACAAGGAAAAAUACGAGGCCUUAAAGGAAACGUAUGACAGAUUUUCAGAGAGUAACCCUAGAGAAGAAAUCUCAAAACUCAACGAUUCCAUAGCUCUCUUCGAAGCUGAACAAACUGCCCUAAAAACUGAAAUGGAAACACUAUCGUCGGAUACAUUCAUACAAAAGGAGCGGAUUACUACAAUUACAGACCAAAUUGCAAUGGCUGAAGACUCUAUAAACGAUCAAAACUCACGUAUCGCAGCUAACCAGGAAUCAAUAGUCCAGGUAGAAACGGCAAUGAAUAACUUAGAUAACGAUAUAUCUGCAAUGGAAGCGGAGCCUGCAGAUGUAGAUAUGCAGCGUCUAGAAAAUGAAUUAGAAGAUUGCAAAACGGAAUAUGAAGAAAUCGAUAAGAAGCAAAAGGACUUAAUGGUUAAAGCGUCGGAUUUAGAAGAUAAUAUCGCUGAAGUUGAGGUUCAACUAAGAGCAGUCCGCAAUGACAUUGAAGAUCAGAGACGUGAAAACGCUUCGUUGUUACUUGGCGGGUCAUCUACGGCACGAUUUGCACAUAUGCGCAGAGCUCUAUACAGAUAUGAUGUGGAUGACGUAAGGAAAGAUAUAUACAAUAUGAGGAAAAAUGGACUAUUUGCCCAUUCACCAAUAGGGCCCAUAGGUGAAUUUCUCGUAGUUAGCCAUGACAUACCUAAUUGGAAGGUAAUGCCUGUAGUGGAAAGACACCUUUACAAUAUGCUUCAAACAUGGGUUGUAGCAACGGAAAAGGAUCGCCGUGCUUUAGAAAGUCUUCUGGUAAAGCAUGGUUGCAACAGGAACCAAGCCAGAGUUAUGAAGAGCAAUAUUUUUAUGCAUCCAAGCUUGAUAGAAAAGUUGAAUAUCGAGGCAAUCCAAACUAUGCAUGAGGCUUCAAUCCUUCGCUACCUAGCCAUUAAGGAAGUACCACCGGUGUUGAUCCAAAUACUGUCAGAUACAUGUGAUAUUGGUAAUACCGUAAUAUGCCUUGAUGAUGAGCAGAUGGAUAAUAUCCUUAAAGAUGCACCAUCUAAUAUCUCUACGGUGUACUCUAUGUCAUCUCUAAAAAGUGCUCGUUAUAUAAACGGGGUCCUCCAUAAAACUCCUUGCUAUGAUAAGCACCCUUUUUCAUAUGAAUACGUAAGAAAAACGCAAGAAAAUGAAAAGGAUCGUUCUAAAAAGCAGGAGGAACGUAAAGAUAGUGGCGUCGAACGAGAAGCAUCAUUAUGUACCCUUGCAAAUUCACUGUCUAAGGAGUUGGACGGAUCCAAAGCACGUCUUGAUGACUUAAAAGCUGAUCUGGAAAAUAUACGUCAAGAAAAAAUAUCAAUAAUUCGUAAGAGGACUCGUUUGGAAGCAGACUUGAGGGAAGAAAUAGAGCAAUUGCAAACGACAAAUCAUAGCAGUAAGUAUAAUAAAUACUGCGAGGCAAUCAACGAGAUAAGAAAUGAAUAUAAAAAUCAGUUGACGGAUUUAAAUAAUGAAAAGGAAAAGUUAGAAAAGGAGAGGGAUGCACUACAAUCAAAAAAAAACAAACAUCAAGAGGAUCUAGGAUCCGCUAAUGAUAAAUUAAAGGAAACCUUGAAACGUAUAUCUGGGAUUAAAGUCGACAUUCAAAAAAUACAACAACGUGUAAAUAUUCAAAAAACACAAAUUAAAGCACUUGAAAAAAAUAUGAAGGAUUAUCACUUCAAACUAGAUGAAUAUAUGAACGAUAUGAAUGAAGCUGAGAACAGGUUACGUACGCACCAAGAACAAUUAGACACGGAAGGCAUAGAUUAUAGUGUGGAAUUACCCAAUAAGACUCCAGAUGAAUACCUCCGUAUCAUAAAUCUCAGUAAUGAUGUUUUACAACGGAUGGUUGAUGAUGCACGCAAUGUCGAAUCACAUCUAAUAUCCCUGCGUGAAACCCAUGAUGAAUUUGAAAAAUCCUUAAAGGAAAAAGAGACGCGCUUGUCUGAAACAACAGAAAAUUAUCGACGCCAUAAACAAAACUAUAUGAAACGCUGCAAACGUUUUCAAGAGUGUCGUGAUCGUAUUGAACGUAAGGCCAAACGUACAUUUAAGCGUACAUUGGAAAUUGUUACGGGAUAUGAUGGGAACUUGGUAUUUAAUGACGUAGAUCGCACAUUGGAAAUACAAAUUCAUAACAGACAACAAUCGUAUUCCCGUGCCCAUGUAGCAACAGAUUUAAAGACCCUUAGCGGAGGAGAGCAAUCGGCUAUACAGCUUUCCAUGCUACAAAGCAUGGCCGCUAUAUCUUAUUCUCCAGUCCAUAUGUUUGACGAAGUCGAUGUAUAUAUGGACGAAAGCACCCGAAUUAAAAACAUUGAAUCACUGGUCGGGUUCGCAGCAAGAAAUAAAGAUCGUCAGUUCUUCCUAGUUACUCCGCACUCUGAAUUGGCUAAACAUAUAAAAGAAAGUUAUCCUGAUAUAAGCAAAAUAUUCAACGUAGCUAAAGAGAUAUAGUUUAAAUAUCUGGUAAUCACAAACACUAUACAGAUGAUGUAAACUUUAAAAAAUACUUUAUCUU